AAGCCGCCGACCGCCAUGGCGAAGCAGUUUGGGGCCAUCCGGGUGGGAACCUAUCUGGACAUCAAGAGGAGCGACGGGCGGAUCCACCCGGCGCUGGUGACGGCGCUGCACGAGGACACCAACAGCGUGACCGUGGAAUGGAUCGAAAAGGGCGCCAACAAGGGCAAGAAAGUGGAGCUGAGCCUGGCCUUCAAUCUCAACCCUCACCUGGCCCCAGCGGCGCUCAGCCCGGGAACGCUCUCGGAGCAGGGCGACCACUCCACGCCGCCUCCCAACUACGUGGUGACCCCGAUCACCAAAGAGAAGCCGGGAGGGGACAGCGUGGAGCGCGAGUUCAGAAGGCCCCCUUCGACGGGCAAAAGCAGCCCCAGCCUCAGCUCUGCCCGCAAGUCGCCCUGCGUGCUCGAGGUGGAGCGGCUGCGCGAGGAGCGGGAAAAGCGCCACUUGGCGCUGCUGGAGAUGCGGGCCCGGCGCGAGGCCCGGGACGCGCACCCGCACGCGGACGUGAUUGCCACGAUCGAGCGGUACCGCGCCGCCCUGCUGCGCGGUGGCGCCGCUGCCUUGCUGGCCCAGAGCUGCCCGCCGGAGAGCAGCCGCAACGGCGGGGCUGCUUCCCGCAAGAUCUGCGUCUGCGUUCGCAAGCGGCCGCUCAACCAGCGGGAGGCGGAGAUCAAGGAUGUGGACGUGGUGACCAUCCCGUGCUCGGGCGUGGUGAUGGUGCACGAAGCCAGGCAAAAGCUGGACCUCACCCGCUACUUGGAGCACCAGACCUUCCGCUUCGAUCACGCCUUUGACGACCGCGCCACCAACGAAAGCGUCUACAAGCACACGGCCCAGCCGCUGGUAGAGACCAUCUUCCGGGGUGGCAUGGCCACGUGCUUCGCCUACGGGCAGACGGGCAGCGGCAAGACCCACACGAUGGGAGGGGACUUCUCUGGCAAGAAGCAGGACUCCACCAAAGGCAUCUACGCCAUGGCUGCCCGGGAUGUCUUCUUCUUGCUCCAGGAGCCCACUUACAAGAUGCUGGAGCUCCAGGUCUUUGGGGCCUUUUUUGAGAUCUACUGGGGGAAAGUCUACGAUUUGCUGAACUGGAAGAACCGGCUAAGGGUCCUGGAGGAUAGCAAUCAGCAAGUCCAGGUGGUGGGGCUGCUGGAACAGAAGGUCAUCUGCGUUGAGGACGUCUUGAAGCUCAUUGAGAUAGGGAACCGAUGCAGGACCUCCGGCCAGACCUCAGCCAACUCCCAUUCCUCCCGGAGCCAUGCAGUUUUCCAGAUUAUCCUCAAACGCAGGGGGAGACUAUAUGGCAAGUUUUCCUUGAUUGACUUGGCUGGCAGCGAGCGGGGAGCAGACACCUCCAGGGCAGACCGACUGACCAGGCUAGAGGGAGCUGAGAUCAAUAAGAGCCUCUUAGCCCUGAAGGAAUGCAUCCGAGCCUUGGGGCGCAAUAAAGGCCACACACCUUUUCGAGCUAGCAAGCUGACCCAAGUGCUAAGAGACUCGUUCGUUGGAGAAAACUCUUGCACCUGCAUGAUUGCCACCAUCUCCCCAGGCAUGAAGUCAUGUGAGCACACACUCAAUACCCUCAGAUAUGCUGAUCGGGUAAAAGGGCUGGUGGUUGACCCCAGCGCCUUCAAACAGUGCCAUCCUAUCCUGUCCAAGUCCCUGUAUCAGCUGGAGGAGGUGACCCAGCCUUGGAACAUUCAGAGCUUGCCUGAGACAGAUGAGUUCAAAGUCAUCUGUGUACAAAAAGAGGAUCAAGUCCCUUUGCCAGCUGUUAGCUUCAUCUCCAGAGGAAAAGUACAGAAGAAGAGGAAAGAGGCUGAUGAGAAAGCUCAGACAGAAGAUCAUCAGGAAUCUCUGAGAUGGCUCAAAGCUUUCCUGAAAAUGGCUGAAGAUGUUGAAUAUGACAUGGAGUUUUACGCCACCCAGUUCGAAACCAUGCUGACACAAAAGAUCGCAAUCCUUUCUGAGAUCCAGGAUAAAGUGAAGUCUUUUCGGGCUAACCUCUGUAAGGAAGACCUGGAGAGCAAUGACAUCCUUGUGAAGAGAUCCCGCAUUCUGUGA
Messenger RNA from Candoia aspera, 2064 nucleotides. RefSeq names its product kinesin family member 2B (gene KIF2B). Gene Ontology annotation, biological process: microtubule-based movement. Lineage: Eukaryota; Metazoa; Chordata; Lepidosauria; Squamata; Candoiidae. The record is from RefSeq and is a predicted model, not a curated record. Bases 16 to 2064 code for a protein of 682 amino acids. Gene Ontology annotation, molecular function: ATP binding; microtubule binding; microtubule motor activity. The transcript has a single exon.